Molecule: messenger RNA, 798 nt
Organism: Paramecium sonneborni
Lineage: Eukaryota; Ciliophora; Oligohymenophorea; Peniculida; Parameciidae
Source: the annotation of a GenBank genome assembly
AUGUUAGCAAGGUCUAUUCAAAUUCCAUAAAUUUGUUACAAAAAAAAUAAUAAUAAUUAUUAUAUUUUGAGUACAAACGAAAAAAAAGAAGCUAUUGAAGCAUUAGUAGCAAAUCCUUCAGAUGAAAAUUUUGAAAUCUAAAGUCUUAAAUAUAAUACUACAAUAAGAAAUUUAAAGAGAUGGUUUAAUUAAGGAUAUGUGAGAAAAUCUGGAUGUGGAAGGAAAAGAGUUAAUCCAUAAGCUGUUGCAGAACUUGAAAAAUGGAUCUUAAGUGAAACUAAAAAAGAAGGAAAGAAAAUUACGAGAGAUUAAAUUAAAUCAAAAGCUUUAGAAAUUUUUAAUAGUGAUACAUUCAAAGCAUCAAAAAUGUGGAUGGACAAAUUUCUUUCAGAAUAUGAUAUCAAAUUUAAAGUUCAAACAAUUUUGGAGGAAUAAGGAUGUUUAUCUAAGUUAUAAGAAGUCAAAUUUAAAUAAGAGUUAUAAUUAAGAAGAGAAAAGGGAACAGAAAGUUUGGAAACAAAUAGAUUAAUUAAAAAGGAAUCAUAGGAAUAAAUUAAAACUGAUUUAAAUGUUAAAUAAAUAUUUGAAGAAAAAGUAUAUGUUGAAGAUUUUUUUUUGGAUCAAGACGAAGCUAAUUUUUUUCCUGAUUCUUUUGAUAUCUAAAGUAGAAACAAUCAGGUUGAAUUAUAAUAAUUUUCUGAAUAAUUAAUUCCAAAAUUAGAAUUUCUAGGAGACAGCUAUGAAGAGAUUUAUUUAGGAUAUUCAAUAACAUUAUAAUCAUUUUUUGAUUAUUUUUGA